Diatraea saccharalis (sugarcane borer) is the source of this 5765-nucleotide messenger RNA. NCBI's taxonomy places the organism in Eukaryota, Metazoa, Arthropoda, Insecta, Lepidoptera, Crambidae. The record is from the annotation of a GenBank genome assembly.
GCGUUUUCCACGCGUCGCCGGCCGGCCCCCUCGCGCCUACAGCCGGGAAAUCGCGCUCCUCUCGCUCAGUCCGGCUCAGCCGUCGCGCUACGACGACGUUUACUACACGCGCGCACCGCGAAUAACGCACGAAACGCACGCGGCGAAAAUAGUGAGCUCGUGGCCGGGAGGCGAACACUGUACAGUGCGGCGAUGUUGCCAGCGCUGCUUCUGGUUACGCUGGCGGCGCUGGGACCUGUGGCAGCCCGCCGGCAUGCUCCUACCCUCCGCGAGGACGAACCCGCUAGGCGUACCACGCGUCCCGCCGAAUGUCAAUUCGACAAACAGGCAAAGGAAUUGGGAUCCACAUGGUUUGCGGACCUGGGACCACCUUUCGGCGUAAUGUACUGCUUCAAAUGUGAGUGUUUACCGGUGCAAAAGAAAAGACGAGUGGUUGCGAAAGUGCGAUGUCGGAAUAUAAAGAACGAGUGCCCUGAGCCAACGUGCGACACACCGGUGUUGCUCCCGGGAAGAUGUUGCAAAACCUGCCCAGGGGAUGUAAACUCACCCGAUAUAAUUCAAGAGGACAGCCCAAGUGUAAUAAUCGCUACAGACGAAGAGGAACUAAGCAUGAAACAUUUUGGUGCUCUUCUUACUGGACGAUCCUCUUUGUGCAUCAGACGAGAUGAUAUGACUGGUGUACCAGUAGCUGCUGGUGUAGCCACUGCCAGAUUCAACUUUCGCCGCCGCCAUCUCUACUGGUCCGUAAUCUUAGGACCAUCGAUGAGUGUACAACCAAGGGCGUUAUUAUUUUUAGACAGAGGAGGAAGACUUCUCCUAGAACAUCCACUGAAAAAAGCUCCUGGUAUACACGCUACUUACGAAGAUAAAACCGAUAAAUUAUGCGGUGUCUGGCGCCGCGUGCCACGAGAAUAUAAACGCUUGUUAAGAGAAGGAUCUUUGUAUGUUGCUUUAGUGUGGGGAGACGAAAAUAAUAACACUAUGGAUAGCGCUUUAAGCGGCCGCAUAAAUAGAUAUCCCGCAUUAUCAUCAGAAAUGUUUACGUCACUUCUUGAGCCUGAACAUCCUCCAGCCGUUAUAGGGAGCGGACCUUGCGACGAUUAUAGAGGCAUCGGUCAAGAUGAAGGUUGGUGGGGUGGUACAGCAGUGGUCACUGGAGUAGCUGGUGCUGCGCCAAGUCUUCACCUUGCGCUUUUAUAUAAUGGAGUGUUUGGUUCGGCUCCUCAUGACCAAGCUGUCAGAGUAUUAUUAACGUUACCGGAUAAAAAUCAAACUAUUAUUGAUGAUAUUCAAACAGUUUCAAAACCCAGCUACGAAAUUAACGUCUUAGAAGUUUCUACACCAGUAUCAUCUGCAGAAUUGAGAUCUUUGGCUAGAGGUCGAUUGCUUCUUACAGUCGAAUCGAUAGUGAGUCCAGACCGGAAAAUAACGGGUAGUGUCCGCCAAAGAGCCGCAUGCGAAGUUUUCCAUGCCUCCUUAAUUGCAGAACGGCCCCCUGCAUCUCCUGCUCCAGAGGGCCUUGCUUUAAUUUAUAUUGACAAAGAUGGCUCGCUUGUCUAUGACAUACAAAUAGACAAUAUGAGCAUAAAUGACCCAAAGAUAACGUUGGUAGAAGAACAAGGGAAAAGGCAUUCGCAAGUGGAAAUAUUAGACACCCGUAUCGGAGUACUGGCGAGGCCUAGUGCUAGAAUUUUCCCACCAUUGUAUGAUGACCAACUUGCGGUUCAUAUUGGUGCUGAUGUUGGUCCACCAAUCCUUCGUGGGAGAUUGGUGUCACGACCGCUGCCCGACGCUUCUAGUCCAGGUCCCGCUUUACUCCACCGUACUGACGCACGCCUUCCAGUCACUUCUACGCCCAUAUCUGGAUUAGCAUGGCUAUCUGUGGAUGCAUUAUGUGGUUUACAUUAUGAAGUUAUAGUAACUGGUAAUGUCGGCUCCUGGUCAGCUUGGCUAGAGACUCAUGCAGGGGGAGGUGAUGGAGCACGUGUGCUGGUAGGAGUGGAGGGCUGCGUGCUGGAACCGACCGCAGCAGAACUAGCUGCUUUGCAUGCUGGUGCAGCAUAUUUUGACGUUAGGACUACAGAUAACGAUACUGCAGUACUGCGCACGCGACUACCUCAGAUAAGCGUGCCACCUUCAUGCCUGCCCUCUACAUCUUGGGUAGCUGGUAACGAUCUGAGUCCUAACUACGCUCCAUCACACGUGAAUACAUCACCUCCAGACAAUUCACUGUCUAACAGCGCUUCCUGUUUUUAUGCUGGACGGUUCUACGAAGAUGGUGCUCAAUGGAUGGCAGUCGAUUCUUGUCACAUGUGCGGUUGUGUGCACGGAGUGUUGCGGUGUGACCCUGUACGUUGUCCACCUGUGAACUGUUCCGUGCCUACUAUUCAGCCACCGGGUCAAUGCUGUCCCAUUUGCACGAAUUCCACAACAGCGGUUUGGAACGAAUCACACGGUUGCCAUCUCGCGGGCCAGUACCAUGCUCCAGGUUCGUCGUGGCAUCCGUAUCUAGUUCCUGAAGGUUACGACACCUGCGCUGUCUGUACUUGCGAGUUCUCCACGAGACAAGUCAGGUGUCCUCGAGUUAGAUGUCCCCCAUUGAGAUGUUCGGAGAGAGAAGCAUAUCGACCGGACAAGAAAGCUUGUUGCAGAAUUUGUCCAGAGCCGAAAGCGAAAAAGCCUGAGGACGAAACGCCGAAAGACCAGGCUGCUCCUCGCACAGCAGAGGAGAUCCUGGCGGAGGGUGGAUGCAAGUUCCCUGAUGGACCACUUCCUAAUGGCAAGGAAGUCCAUCCCUCUAUACAUUCACACGGCGAACAGAGAUGCGUUACAUGCAGAUGCAAGGACGGGGAACUAACAUGCGUCCGUAAACGCUGCAAUCGUGCGACGUGCGCGCGUCGACGGCGCGGCGACGCAUGUUGCUCUUGCGCACGGACACGUCGCCAGCGCGCGCCCCCGCGCCCCAGCUGAGCGCGCCGGGCCCCGCGCCUCAGGGCAUCGACCCCGGGCCCCGCGCCUCAGGGCCUCGUCCCCGGGCCCCGCGCCUCACCCAGACUGCGUAGGAAUAAGUGAGUGGACGCUUCGCUCUACAGACUGAUAUAUUGUUAUGUACUCGUGCGAUUCGAAUACGCGUUUUAGAACGCGUCCUAUAUUGUAUGUGGACGUGCGUUGUGUCAUUAAUUUCUGUUAAAGAGUUGAAAUUGUUCGCGUAGGGUUAGUAAGUUUCGCAGAUCGAGACGUGAGAAGGUAUUUAGCUUUAAUGAUGAUGGUCUUUCGCUGUAAACUUGUGACAUCACGCAUGUCCACUGAGGAUACCCUGUAUCUUCGUAGCUACGGUGCAACUGAACUGUUCCAUUAGUGAAGUAGGUUUUUAUCAUCUCAUUUAUUUAAUGGUUAUUUAUUUUUGUAAUCACUUAAUACGUAUCCAGUGUUACUUUUACAAAUUCGGUUUAUUUUGCGUCCUAUCCUAAGGUUCGAGCAGUUCAGUGGCAACGCGCUCAUUGCGACUUAUGACAUAGAUGGUGUUCGGCGGUCGACCGCGCUUCGGCUCGGCGUCGAUCGACUGUAGGUUAUUUAUGAAACUCUCUAUUCACUAGUCGAUGAUAAAAGAACAUAAAAAAUUAAAUCUGUAGAUAUAAUAUUAUCAAUUAUACAAUUCUAUUAGAUUCGAUGCUGGGGAUCAUUUAAAAUGAAAAUUUGUGUAUGCUAAUCGGAUCCAAAUCACAUGUAACUGUCAAAUUUUUGUAUUUGUAUAUUACAGCGCCAUCUAUCUUCGUUUUGAUCUAAGGUUUCGAAUUCAAGAAGGUUUGACCGUUGCUUCAUUUUAAUUUAUAUCGUCAAUUUCAUAUAUUAUUGUAGCGUUUGAAGAUAAAAUCAUUAAACAAUAGUUUGUAUAAAAAAAAUAUGAAAAAUAAUAACAAUAUUGUCGACUAGUGAACCGGAAAGUUUUACUCGGAGUUGAAUAUUUACUUACCCACCGGUAUUUUAAUUGGUAUUAUGGGACGUCCCAAAUUUUUAUAGGCGCAUAAUAUUUCCGAUGUUGUACGAGUGAGUCGUACGCUGUGUUGUACGAGCGAGUCGAAAUCUUGAUCGCUGUGUUGAACGCGAGCGCGGUCGAUAUAGAUGUGCCAUAUUUUCUUAAUGUAAAUAUAAAUUAUUGUACCUUUAAUAUUACUUAUGUGCAUAUUUAUUAUACUUUUCUUUUCUUAAUUAACGAUACGGGAAAUAGGUAUUCGAACCAUCACAAACUCGUAUAUGAUCGCCUUGUUUGUGCAUUUGCUUUUAGUUUGUACAAUUGUGUAUUUAUAUCACAACCAUUAGUUACGGAAUUUGUUAUUGCAUGUUAGUAACCUAUCUCUUGUUGCGUAUUCGUCUUUAUAUUGUAUAAUAGAAGCAGCUUCAAGUAAAUUGUCAUAUAUACAAAACACAAUAAUCUAUGUUUCUUUUAAGCGCUAAUUUUAUAUAACGAAGAUUUUGAAGCUAAAAAUCGAGAUUUGACUAAUAUUUUUAUCAUUAUUACGAUUUUUUGAAAGUUGUUUAAAUAUUAUACUUAUACAUUUCUGUCCCGAUUGCAAGAUAAAAUUGUAAUAGAUUGCGAACCGAGCAAAUGUUAAAGCUUAGUAUUAAUUUAAGAACAGCGCCAUCUACCUAUACAAACGGAACAAGGUGUCUAAUACUAAACAUAAUACGUUUGUAAUCAUUACGAAUUGGAGUCGCAUUCGAUUGUUUUCCUUGCUUAGGGCUCUUCUUAGAUAACAUCGUACAUUUAUUUAUCAGAGAAAAACUGUAAAUACUACUUAAUAAUUGCUAUGGUUUUAAAUAUCUUUAACAUUGUAUACAAUUUUAUAUUGAUAACAAUACAAAAUGUACCGAUUAAAAAAAUAUUAGAUUAAGUUUAUAAUAGUUUGUAUGAAAUUUCGCGACUAGUUUUGUUUAAUUACUAGGUUAAUUAUUAGUUGCGUAAUUAAGGAAGCUAGUCCAAAUAUGUUUUGAUGUGAUGGAGGUGAAUGCCAUGUAGGUACAUAGAAUAUGUUCUAUCUUAGUGAAAUACCCCGGAUAUAACAACAUUUAAGACUCUGUAUCAAAAAUAUACGAUAACAGUUAUUUGGUCUUUAUAAUUAUUCUAAAUAGAGGUCUAGGCUAGCUCUGUAACGCGUUGCUAUUGUAAUAGUUGAAGCGAGAUAGAUGUGCACUCUUAUAACGGUGUUUCGCUUUAAUAAAAAAUAUAACAACUCUUUUAAAAGAUCACGACAAGGCCUAUGUAAAUUUUGAAACAUAACUUCAUAGGGGUAACUGUAAUAUUUUCAAAAAGAUUGUAAAAAAACUAUGUUUUAAAUUUAUUAUUUCGUUGUGGGUUCUAGUCCAUCAAAAUUGUGAGGGAAACGUAUGAUACACUAUUGUAUUGGCUACAUGUUAAAAGUUUUUUUGACAUUAUGAGAAUAUCACUCGACUAAGGGAGUUAUCUUGAUUUUUUUCUUUAUUCUAACAAUAGAAAAGUAGUCACCUAUGGCUUGCAAAUAACAUAACUAAUAGCCAUAAAGGAUACUAUGAUAUCGCUUUUUGCAUUGUUUUCUUUUUAAUAAUUAUUAGUAUAAAUUUCCCUGCUACAUAGUUUCGAGAAAUAAAUAUUAUUGUUAGAACGAUAUAAAAAUAUCAAUUGUCUUAUUACAUAUCAGCAGUUUUGGUAUAAAAUGCCUAAUGGUUAUUAUGUGCAGAAUACUUUGUAAAACUUCAUACAGUUUUAUAUAUGAAAUAAAUUACCUGUG